AUGUUCCAUACAAGUCAGUCUUUGCCGGUUCAGAUACAACCUGCACAUUUAAGACCCCUAGCAUAUCGUACAUUAUCGAAAAAAUUCGGUCUUAGUAUUAAAUCUGAUGGGUUAACUGCAUUGGCUCAAUUUAUUGGGCAGAACUUUAGUAUUGAUUGGAAAAAGAACCCAGAGACAAUAAAAUUUCUGGAAAAUUUUGCUACUGUGUGGAAACAACAGGAAAGAGGUCUAUUUGUGGAUAGUGAAGGUGUUCAACAAGUUAUUAAUGAAAUUCAAGAGAGACAAAAGACAUUAUCUCAAAAUAUUACUAAAAAUAUUACAAAUUCAAGAAUUAAUAACAAAAAUAAAUUAGACAAAUUUUUAAUUAAUAACAAUAAUGAGAAUGACAAUACCCCAGCAUUGCAUAGCGAAAAAACACCUGAACAGCUCAUAGAGACAUCUGAAUCUAAUUCCUCCUCAGGGGAGCAUAAUAAUCUGUCCCAAUCUGCGCUUCCAGAUGAUAAAGAUAACAAUAAUGAUAGUGCUAGCGAUGAAGACAUGGAUGCGUCCAUGAUGGCAAAUACUUCAAUGGUUAUUCCUGAUUUAUCGCAAGAAAUCAAUAAUGAUCUUGAUGAUAUACCUAUGGGUGAUGAUGAUCCCUCCAUUGGAAUACUAAAUAACGACCAUAGUGGUCUCGCAAAUAUACAAGGUUCAAGUGAGGAAUUGAAUUGGAGGGAUUAUUUCAAAUUUAUUAAUGCUACUGAAUUGCAAAAGUUCUCAUAUGAUCCAUUAAAAAUGCAUUUUAUUUUCACACCAUCAAAUAGAGUAAACUCCACACAAAAUUUUAAUUUGAGACUCCCUACUGUCAAGGCUAAUACAACGAUGUUUUCAACUAGAUACCAUUUAGUGAGAGAUAGAAUUAUGCGUAAUGAAGCGUUCCAAAGUACAGAAUCUUAUAAUCCUCUAUCAUCCAUGAUAUCCUUAAAGAAAGAAUUGACGCCAGGCUACGAACCGUCUAGCAAUACAGGCUCAUCGAUGUCGAUAACACCAGUCAAAAAUUUACUUGGUAGAGAUGGUCAAAACUUUUUGAUUUUGGGACUCCUAAGGAAAAAUUCUAAAGGAAAUUGGACUAUUGAGGACCCUUCUGGGGUUACAGAAAUUGAUAUCUCACAGGCAAUUCCUACAGAGGGUCUAUACUAUGUACCUGGGUGUAUUGUAUUGGCUGAAGGUAUUUAUUUUACAGUCGGAAAUAGAUUUCAUGUUACAUCUAUGACACAGCCACCUGGCGAAAGAAGAGAAGCCACGUUGGAAUCUAUCGGUAAUAUUGAUUUACUAGGUAUUAAUGGUUUAUCAAACCCAAACUAUAUAUCCAGAUUGAGUAGAGAUUUAAAGAUUAGACUUCAUUAUCUUGAACAAGAUCUAGCUCAUCACAGAUGUAUAAUAUUGGGUGGUGAUAUAUUCCUAAAUGAGAUGGCAACUAUGGAUGCAUUAAGAAAAGUGUUUACCAAAAUUAAUGAGGAUCCACCAAUAAUGAUCUUGUUAUAUGGUUCUUUUUCAUCUGUGCCUGUGUAUUCUUCCAUGACAAGUAAAAUGAUUAGUUCAACAACUCAAUAUAAGAAUAAUUUUGACACCCUCGCAUUACUACUAUCAGAAUUUAAAAACUUAACUGAAGAAACAACAUUUGUAUUUAUUCCAGGUGUUAAUGACCCAUGGAGCUCAACUAGUUCCUUAGGUAGUGCUAAUCUCUUACCACAAAGACCUAUACCAAGUGAUUUCCAACAAAAGAUGAAUAGAGUUUGUAAAAAUAUUAUAUGGGGCUCUAAUCCAUUGAGAAUUGCAUAUAUGUCACAAGAAAUAAUAACAAUGAGAGAUGACUUAGACGAUAGAUUUAAGAGACAUAGUGUGAUAUUCCCAAUGGUUGAAGAACAAAAAGAAGAAAACGUUGAAGAAUUAGAAAGACAACUUGAGGAUGUGUCUAUUAAUGACUCUACUAUCAUUCAUCAACUGAUUAAGGACACACAUCAACUGCCAACUGAAAUAGAACAAUCGAGAAAAUAUGUCAAAACUUUGCUGGAUCAAGGUAACCUUUCACCAUUUUUAACUACAAUUCGUUCAAUCGUAUGGGACCUGGACCAUUCUUUAGCAAUGCAUCCUAUUCCAUCAACCUUGAUAGUAUGCGAUACUUCUGCACCACGUUUUGAUGUUACAUAUAACGGUUGUAAGACGCUGAAUCCUGGUAAGUUUUUAUUAAAAAGAUGCGCAAGAUAUAUAGAAUACACACCCUCCUUGAAAAGAGCAACACAAGAGGAGGUUUAUUUUUAG
This is a messenger RNA of Maudiozyma saulgeensis, 2301 nucleotides long. The record is from the annotation of a GenBank genome assembly. NCBI's taxonomy places the organism in Eukaryota, Fungi, Ascomycota, Saccharomycetes, Saccharomycetales, Saccharomycetaceae.